AUGGAUACAACCGCGCCUGCUGCCGUCUUGGAGGCAGAUGUAGAGACAGAUACAAUUCCAGAUCCAGAUCCAGAUCCAGAUGAGGUGGUGGACCACAACACGAAUGACGACGAGGACGACUCCCUUUUCGAUACGGGUUCCAUAAGCACCGCCGCCACAUCUUUCCGUGAGGAUAUGAUGAAGCUGCGUGAAGAGCACGGCCGGAAAUAUCAUGGUUACAUGGAUGCAAAAUAUGUCCUUCCCAUGGACGAGGAAGAGAAGAACCGUCUGGACUUCCAGCACCAUCUCGCAUGGCUAUCCCUAGGCAAGAAGCAAACCUGGGCACCACUCAAGACGUUGCACCGAGCCCUCGAUGUGGGUUGUGGCACAGGACUAUGGGCGAUUGAUUUUGCUGAUGAGCAUCCAGAGACCCAAGUGUUGGGCGUGGAUCUGGCAGCCGUACAGCCUCUAUUCGUCCCUCCCAACCUGCAGUUCGAGGUGGAUGACCUCGAGAAAGAAUGGAAUUUUAGCCGUCGUUUCAAUUACGUCCAUAGCCAACUCAUGAUCGGUGCUUUCCAAGACUGGCCCAAGUUCAUCGGGCAGUCGUUCGAAUUUCUCGAGCCCGGAGGCUAUUUCGAGAUACACGAUAUAGACUUUGUCAUCCGAUGCGACGAUGACACGCUGCCAGCCGACUCGGAUCUUGUCCGGUGGCACAGCCUCAUGCACGAGGGCGCGAACGCCGCUGGAUUUCCUCUUGAUGCCAUUCCCAAAGUACCACAGAUGAUGGCUGAUGCGGGAUUCGAGAACGUUGUCGCGGUACCGAUCAAGUGGCCGAUCAACCCGUGGCCCAAGGACAAGAGAGCUAAGGAAGUCGGUAUGUGGGCAAUGGAGAAUUUUACUUGGGGAUGCCAAAGUAUGAGCCUAGCCCUUUUCACUCGAGCCCUCGGUUGGACGGCCGAGGAAGUGAUGGCGUUCAUGGGCCACGUGAGGCGAGACUUGAAGAAUCGAAAAUACCAUGCUUAUUGGAACUUCUGGGUGGUGUACGGGAAGAAGCCUGGCGGCGAGAGCUCGCCGGAAGCGUUGCCAUGA
Messenger RNA from Drepanopeziza brunnea f. sp. 'multigermtubi' MB_m1, 1068 nucleotides. RefSeq lists its product as uncharacterized. The record is from RefSeq and is a predicted model, not a curated record. Lineage: Eukaryota; Fungi; Ascomycota; Leotiomycetes; Helotiales; Drepanopezizaceae. Gene Ontology annotation, molecular function: methyltransferase activity.